UAAAGACAUGCAAAAAGACACCUACAACAUCAACCAAUAUCUGUGUGGAAAUGGCCCCAGUUGUAUUGGCAGAGGACAGAGAUAUCCCCAGGUUGCUGCGUGUGCUUUGCAGUCUUCUGGUGAUUACUCCACUGUCCCUCAUAAGUCAAGACCAGUUCCUGACGGCUGCGAGUGCAGUGGCAAUAACCAGUCUUCCAGAACAUCACCCAUCCUCAGCAGCAACCUCCACUUGCAGUCUCCCAAUUAUCGGGUUUCUGAUCCGAGCAUUAGCUCGGUUCCCAAGGAUCUUCGGCAAGACUUACAAACGCCCGCCAUACAAGUUUUCUCUUGGAUGAAGGAGUCCCGCCAGAACACGAAACAGAAAGCACACUGUGCCAACUCAGUGGAGAACUAUCUAGCUGAGAGUCGGUCGGAUUCCGCCUGCUCAAAGCGCGCUCGGACAGCCUAUACCGGCGCGCAGCUCUUAGAGUUGGAGAAGGAAUUCCACUUCAGUCACUACCUCUGCCGUUCACGGCGCAUGGAGAUGGCGAAUCUGCUGAACCUCACUGAGCGGCAGAUAAAGAUCUGGUUUCAAAACCGGAGAAUGAAGCACAAGAAGGAUCAACGGAACGUGGGCAUGACGCAUUCUACUGAGGAGUUACCUUAUAGUCCAAAGCUGCCGUCCGCGGGUGCGGUCACUGGGGGAAGCGGCUAUCGAUACCCAAUGCAUUCUGCUCACCACAACUUGCGUUAUGAACCGCCAUCUCCUAGUAAAUCCCUUCUCGAUGCAUGCAAUUUAUUUGCGUCACAUCCGUCUCCACUGGUAAACGACGCAUCGCUCCAAGGCCAGUGUUCAGAAACUGUGAGUAAAAGCACUGCGACCAAUUACGAGAUGAAUGGUCUACGAGACAGCAGCAGAUGGACACAUGGACAGAGACGUUAUCAGGGAAGCGGCUGCUGCUCAGUCCAAGAAGCUAGCACUGAUACGCCAUUAGUUUCCGGACAGACAAAUCACCUUCACCAUCCCUCUGACUGCAUGGACUAUAUUGGGGAAACCCUUUUAGGUAACAGCCAUUCCUGCGAUCCCAACCCUAGCACACUCGCAGACCCAACAUUGCACUGCACUCAGGGAAUAAUCCAGGAAUUACCCAGACUUACUCAUCUUUGAUGGGGAAACAAGACCCUAUGCCCCGAAUGCCUCAUCUCCCCUUCCCUAGUUCUUCAGGUUGUGCGGAGUUCUUUUUGCCCUCUGUAUAAACUCAUGACAUAGGCCUACUCUGACGUAGGCUAGGUAAUCGAGUGUACAUAAUGUUUGUCUAAUGUAAUAGCGGAAGGAUCAAAAUAUUGAAUGUGAAUGUGAAUGUGAAUCUUUGUGUCCGUUCUUGAAGAGCUUGCUUCAGUGCAGUUGAUUUCAUGGUCUGUGGAAUUAUAUUGAUGGUCUAAUGAUGCGCUAAAUUUUGGGAUUUGGCGGCGCCAUCUAAAAGAAUUUAAAAAUACAGACAACAUUGUUAUGGUUAAGUAUUGCAGUAGGCUAAUGGCAUUUGAAGUUAACUUCAAUGAUAUGCAUGAAUGAAACACAAAGCAAAUGAACAGGACACAUGCAUCUGAUUUUCAAUAAAUGUCGUCAUUGUCAUGCUGCUCCCAAUCGAGUGAUUUUAUGUUAAUGUUAAAUAUGAUCAAAUAAAUUUCGCAAUGUUUACAGUG
Molecule: messenger RNA, 1683 nt
Organism: Alosa sapidissima (American shad)
Lineage: Eukaryota; Metazoa; Chordata; Actinopteri; Clupeiformes; Clupeidae
Gene: hoxa3a
Product: homeobox A3a
Exons: 2
Coding region: 8-1147 (379 amino acids)
Biological process (GO): regulation of transcription by RNA polymerase II
Cellular component (GO): nucleus
Molecular function (GO): DNA-binding transcription factor activity, RNA polymerase II-specific; RNA polymerase II cis-regulatory region sequence-specific DNA binding
Source: RefSeq, a predicted model, not a curated record